ACCAGCAUUCCGCUUAGCCAAGGCGGAGAUAACAGCGCUGCGAAGCACUUGGAAUAAAUCCGCUCUUCCGAGAUUCCUCCGGGGUGCUCCUCUUCAGCUCUGUUUUCCCCGGGCUUCGUAAGACGCUUUUUGACUGCUGUUGUGUGGCACUAGCGAAUUGGCUUUGAAAUACCCCCUGCAUCCCACUUCCAUGAUGAAGACUCCAUUCCCAAGGCCAAUUUCUCUGCCCCGCUCUGAGGGUUCCCUUUCUGAUGACGGCUGCUCUGUGGCUGCUUGCCCAACCAAGAUGACUCCAUGGACGUGGAUCUGCACUGACCUCCACCUCAGCAUGCAGGCUGAUGGAGGAUCAAGCAACAUGGUGCUGUGCUGGGGAUGUGGCGACGUUGCUGCCGCAUCAGUUUUCCUCCAUGGAUUCAUCAGCUUGCCAGGUGGAGGGUUUCGAGAAAGCAGGUUGACAAACAGCCCUGCAAUAUUUCCCAGCACCGAACCGGUAGCACCACAUCACGCCAACAUUUGGGGCGCCUGGGAGGAGCACGAGGUGGAGCAGGAGCACCAGGACACGGGAAGGUUGGAAGCCCUGCUGUGCACCCGCGAUGCUCACUGCGUCCCUUUGGUUGCCCUCUCGAAGGCUGGCGAUCUUGGUUUGGGAAAAGGUGCUGUGCGUUCAGCACCGAAGUUGCAUGAAUGGUGUGUGUGUUCAUGGUACUGGUAAGCCACGGUGUCCAGGUACUGUGGUAGCAAUGAUCUGAGUAGCAUGCGGCAUGACUUCUUCAGUGCUUUUCAUACCUGUGUUCGUCCUCUCCACUUCACUUUUUCGCAGGGCUCUGUCCUCUUUUCUCUUCCUCCUUUUCUCCCCAGGUGGAUUAAAGAGGGUUUUGUUGUCGGGAUCAGGUUUUGUCUGCUCAGUUCUGGGGGAGGGGGAGCGGCGCAUGAAUCCGGCGUUCAUUUUCCAACCAGCCAAACCAGUCAGGGCAGGCAGAGCAGAACCAAGAAACCAAAUAGGAGGGAGCCAUGGGGGAAAGCCAGUUUCACCCAGGUGUCCUGGAGAGCUUGGAAAAAAGACUCCAUCUGAGAAGGCUUACGGCAACUGAAAAGUGAUGGUAUAAAACUAGGGAGAUCCAUCCAAGCAGACUCACUGCAUUUCAGCGAGGACCCAGCUUGGGCAGUGCUAACAGUGACCUUUGAAAUGCAGCACGCUAUGGGCUCCUUUUGCUUUUCUUUGUGGUGAUUGCCAUUUUUUCAAUUAGAUUCUAAAUCAGCUGCCAUCUUAAUGCAUUUUGUUGCAAUUACAAAACGUCCGACCCUCUUGUUUUAGCCGUAUGUUUGUGGGAUCUUGGGAGCCAGAAUUAAUUCCUCAGCUUCUGCGCUGCAAGUGGAGGAAGGAGAUUUGGAACUUUUCAGACCACCUAGUUGAGGUGGAAGCGAAGGGAAGGUCUCUCUCUGCCUCACCCAUCGGUUUCCGCUCAUGGCACGGAGAAGCCAUUUUGGGUUGGUUUUGUUUAUUCUUUUCUUACCCGAGGCUUUUUCAUGUGUGCGUGCACGACCAAACGAGCACCAUUAGGGCUCCUCGCUCUUGCUGCAGAGGGCCCGGUGCCAACCCAACCAGCCCCUGCUUGCACUGCCUGCUCGGACACCGGGGAGCAGGAGACAAAACAAAGCGCUUGGCUGCCUGGUGAGGUGCUCCCACAGACAGGAAGAUGGAGGCACCCAAAAAGCUCCUUUUUGGCUCCUCGUUGGGCUGGCAGCUGGCGGGCGAUGCUGUUGACGUGGUAAACUUGGAUGAGGAGAGAGAGGUGUUUUGUAAGCAAGCAGGCUCCGUGUGCAAUGCAGCCACCCGGUUCAGGAAGAGGCGCUGGGCUGGCUUUGCAGACACUUUGCAGUCAGCAGAAAAUGUUUGCUCACGCGGUCCCUCCACCCCUCCAGUCAAACGGCCUUCGAGAAGGUUCUGUGAGGCACUGAGCUGGGCCAGCCGGUGCCAGGGGAUGGGGCUUGUCCAGCCAGGGAGCUGAGCCUGCCUUGACUGAAUACUCCCAGAUUUGUUUGUUUUCUAAAACGUCUUUAAUUUCUAAAAAAAAAUUGUCAAAAUUGCAGGAAAUGCUUCUAGAUUACUCACCCCUCCGUUUCACUGCGUCUAAUUCUUGACUUUUAUUUUUUAUUCUUGCCUAUAUCUUCUCCCUGUGAUUGCAAAUAUUACCUAAAUCAUAUUCCUUGCAAGGAAAAAGUUAGAGGGCUUUGCUUUGUUCUAGACUCCUCUGACAGAAGAUUAGUUUGUGCUUGCUGGAGUCUCAGGGAACAUCAUUAUGACUGCAGAAAUCGUGCCAUAUUUAUGCACAAACACCAAGCCAGAUAUGAGCUUUUAUCCAUUUCCUAUUGACUUUUCCAAUUCAGUACCAGUCUCAGUCCUUUUAAUUGGUUUUCAUCCCUUUUUUAAUUUAGCUGGCACUGCGGCUGCGAGCGUCUGACGCUCAGCGCCCACGCGGAGCUGGAGGUGGUACGUGCAAGACUUCUGCAAGUACCUUCACUCGUGGGUGUCUUAAGGGCUCUCAAAAUUAAUUAAUUUAAUCACUGAAUUAUUAGAACUCAUUACUGAACGAGAAUCAGAGCUCUUAGAAGGCACCGUUUGACAUACGGGCAACUUAAACUGAAGCAACUGAAAGAAAAGCAUAGGAAUGCCAGGAUUUGGGAAAAUAUUAGCUAAACUCUGAAUUCUGUCUCAUUCUCCCAUUCUGCCCCGCAAGCGAUGAGCCUGGUGAAGGCAUAGUAAGUUCUCAGAAUAAUUAUACUACUCGCCAUUACGAUCAUGGCUGUAUUAGCACACUUCAGAAAUGCUAACAGUCAGAACGUACAAAUCUGGCGCCUGAGAGCUGGGGCUGCCCAGCAGCAAACUCUGUCUGCCAGAUACGGUGAUGCCAUACAGUAUUUCCAAUGGAUCAGGGGCUCAGCGCUUCUCCUGCCCUUGUUAACACCAACUGCAAUGCUGCUCCGUGCAGGGAAUGAGCUCAGAGGGUUGUGGGUCCCAGAGCUGGCCUGACCCGCUGACACAGAUUUACCAAUGCAGGUUGCUCUAUAAAAAUGGAGCUAAGCUUCAUUUCAGAAUGAAAAGAAAAAUCCUCCCCAGAAUGAUGCUUUUAAUUUAAUCGGGCCCAAAGUGAAUGAAAGGGGACGUUAAAAUAUGCUUAUAUGACCACAUACCAGCUGAUGGUAGCCUUUGGAAGUCGCUCCCAUGAGAUAGCCAUAGAACUGUAAGAACUCUGCUAGGCUUCCCCUUUUGUGUGGAGGUUUGCACACGUAGGAAACAGGGCUUUCUUCCUGUCCUUAAUCUGGAGAAGAAAAAAAAAAGUGUAGCGAGGCUGAAGUGCUAAUUUUCUUCAUUUCUAACAAAAUAAAGCACAUAAUGGGAUUUCAAAUUGCAAAAAUAAAUGCAAAUUGGACGUAAAAUACGAGCGCAGUCAUAUAUUAAUUCGUUAGACAUUUUGUUUGCAAAACAAGUUAAUUAGAAUGUCCUUACCAUAUUUCGGGCAGGGGAAAGUGGCCUGAGGAAAUCACACGUCACGAUCGAGACGCGCAUUUCGCAUUAAUUAGUUUUUCUUUUGAGGGCUCUGUCGUUAAGAGUCUGAUAAGUCGGCAUUAGAGGCUUACUUUUGUGUUUUAAUCUUUGGUGGUGGCGGAAGGGAACGGCAGUCAAUAAGCCAAGUGAACUCCUGAAACAACCUGGAUCGCGCUGAUGCGUUUAAGCUCCCAGCUAAGCCUGGCUGUCCUUUCCAGCUCCAGGUACAGCUUUUAUCUGAUGGAGCUCAAGAUAUAAAGGCUUAAGUUUCACAUGCUUUGUUCUUUUCAUCGUCCGUGCCUAUUGAUUAAGGCUCACCCUGCAGGUUAACCAACAAGUAAUUUUUCCCCCCACUGGAGCUGCAUUCCUUUCCAGACCUGCAGCUGCCCGGGCAAAGCCGGGCACCUCCGUGUCCCCCCUGGCAUAUCUGAUACCCGAUUAAUGGAUACCCCAUUGUUUUAGGGCUGGGGGAACUUUGAGAAGCAAGUGCGGGAGGCGGUAGGGAGCAGAAAAGGGGAGGAGAAAUCAAGGUAAAGCAGGUACAAACCUAAUUGCUCCCGAUGUGUAAAGUAAUACAAAAUAAAAGGGGGUGGGACUCACUUAAGUUUCUUGUUUUCCACUCCUCUUCAGUCAUUCUUUCCUUUUUUUCUCAAGGCCUGAACAUUGGUAAUAGUGGUGAUGAUUAACUAAAUGAAGUCGGUAACCUGGGCGACCAUUAGGGUGGUUUUAUAUUUCAUGGGUACCGCAUAGCUGGAGAAAGCACUGUAUUGAGGGCUCAGAAAAACGAGAUGGGGCAUUUGGGGUUUUUCGGUGCUGGUUUGGAUUUUUGUUUUGGGUUCUCCUUUGGACCGCGUUGCGUUGCUUUGCGUUUUGCUCCCGGCUGUUUCACAACGGUAAGGCUCCAACCGCCUUCCUCCGCGCUUCCCUUCCUCUCCCACCUUUCUCGUCCCUUCUCUCCGUGACCUGUUGCUUCCGAAAGAUCCUGGGUAUGACCAAAGUGCUUGGGCCCACCUGGAAAAUACUAUCCAGGGGAGAAGGAGGGAGGAUUUGUUUCUCAGUAUAUCGGAUACACAGUAGAUUAAUCGCCUUGGAGAUAUAUUUAUUUUCGAUGAUACAUCUCAGCCUUGUCCUGCUUCUGCUGUUAUAAGUCAGCGCUGUUCUCUCGAGACAAAGCAUUUAAUUUUGUGCUGUCACCACGUUGCCUUGCGUGCGCUAAAGAAAGGCGCUGUCUUCUGCAGAACAAGAAGUUCUCCUAACUCUUAGCAAUCGCUUGUUGCAAUGGCAAUGUAAGCAGCGAGCUGCUGCGAUGGCUCGCACCAUUUUUUGGUAAAUGCAAAUAACGCAUGUACUCUAUAGGAACUAAGUAAGUCUCUCUAAAGCAGACAGGAAAAACGAGCUGAAAUCUGUUAGCUUAUUAGUACCGUGUGGCAGAAGUAGGCUAUCUGUUCCUAACAACCUAUUUGUAUUUUGUGAACUAGAUAGGAAAAAAUGCGUGGGAUUUUAUAUGUUGAGCUAGUCACGGAAUCCCUAAUUCUUCCGAAAUUUGGGCUGUGCCUUCUGGGGGCUCUGGCCCCAUAGCUGCUCACUGUGAGCACCGUGUUGGCUGGAGCAGAUAGCUGUGGUGUGCAUUCCAACCACGGUCAAUUCCUGGCAGCUCCUGUGGUAUAGAAGAAGAACUGUGAAUGUUCUCUCUGUCCUGCAGACAGGUUGGCGCAUGCUAAAGUGAAGACCCAAAUGCAUUUAUCAGAAUAUCACACAAAACUGCAGUGAACCAUUUCAGCCAGUUUUUAUCAAAUCAUUUUCCUAACUCGUUGCUAUUUCUUGCUAUUAAACUUCUACAGUAGCAGCUACCCCAGGUAUUAAAUCCAUGAUAUAGCUACAGUUAAUUUUUGGGUCUCAGAUUUAGGAUGAUAAGAACUGUGUAACCUCUUUAGCUGUUUCUGGUAUUAUGGAUAUACAUCGCCUUGAGUUUGAUGUUGGCCCUCUGACUGCCAAUGCAGCCACAAAAUCCCCACAUUUUUAUGAAGCAUAUAUUUCCUUUGAAUUUGUUCUCUAUAAUUCACUUUUGAAACUUGCUUCCCAUGUGAAGAUUCUCCAAUGGUACUAAGGAGGAAAAGAGGUGAAAUAGAUGCACUAUUGGGUAGAAGAAAACACAAAGGUUCCUCCUUUUGCUCUGCAUCCCAUUAGUGGCAGCUCUUAGGCAAACCAAGCAGACUGCUGUUAUUUUAAUGGGUGGUCUUGGAGAUUAUUUCACAUUUUUUGUCUUCUAGAGUGUUAGAUCUUCUUUUCUUCCCCACAAAACCUCCCAUUUCCAUCACACAGUGCCGAUGAGUAAGUCAGAAAUGACAAAAAGUUUUAACACGGAAAUUCACCAACCAUUGUUGGGUUGAUUAAUGAUUAACACCAGAGCAAGGCAUGAGGACUGUGCAUUAGGACUACAUUAUGUAGCUAAGGAAGUUGUACCUUUGUAGUAGUCAUCUUGGCAUGCUACCAUUGCCCAGCUUGUACGUGAACACCUUGCAGGGUUGCAGAAUUUUGUGGGCUGGGCUUUUUUUCCUGUUUAACUCCAGGUGUGUUCUGCUGGUUGGCUCAAUCCGCAGGUGUUUGGUUGUGGUGGAAGUGACUGCUGAGGACGUCAGCAUAGCAUGGGUUGAUGCGUGGCGAAAGCGGUGUCUGCUGCUCCGUUGGAAGUGCCACGUUGACAAAGUGUGCCAACAACACAUUCUGUUGAUAUGCUGCGCACCAGUAGAGCCUGUGUUUUUAGUGGAAACUGAACUGGAGGACGUUACAAGGAACAUAGGUAAUGCAAGGGCUUUCAGGAUCCCAGUCUAGGGCAUCACAGGACUUUUGAGAACAGAGAAUAGAUAUGAAAGAGGCGUGCAGGAAGGGCUGCAUGGCUUCACAGGUCUGCUCCAAGAUCUGGCUGCAUAAUACUGUCCUUUAGUAGUAAUGGGAGUCGAAUCCUGCUCUGGGCUGAUAUUCCUGAUGUGGCAUGAAUGAAGAGUAGAAGAGCUGGCAUGUCAAGAAAAGGAUUUAAAUUAAAAAAUAUUUUUCCAAGGAGGAUAAGAAAUGAGGGAGCUUUGAAUGAAGGGGGAAAGCCACAACUCUCCCCAGGUCCUUGGAGAAAUGCCUGAACACCACGCUGCUACCUCUGCUGAUGAAACACAGCCAUUGCUCCCCUCACACACCUUGCUCCUGUGGCCCUGAACACAUCCAAUGCGCUCACCUUGCUUUAUGGAAGAAACUUUGACCUUCUGAGCAGCAUUAGUGAAAGGGCAGUUCUAGUGAGAGCUGGAGAUAAGCUUAGAGCUAGUUUGGCCUGAAGGAGUUUCUUUUUCCUCACUGGGAAGUGUGUCAAAGUCAGGAGGGUGAAAAAGGUCUCAAAAGAAGUGGCCCUGAAAAUAUUCCUCACUUCCUGUUCCCUCUGACUUUCCUCUUUGCUUACACCUGUUGUGGAGAGAACCAACCCUCUUCAUUCUGGAUGUUCUCCAUCUCUGGCGAGCAGGAGGGACGGGAGAUCUGACAUAAUGCCACUCCCCAGGUACCAGCAGCACCAGUUGGUACAUCUGAGUAUAGAAAGAGGUGUCCUGUUGAAUCUCUUGGCAAGAUUUGGACUUUAUACUUCUUGAGGAACUCAUUCAUGGCAUUUAUGUGCACGUCUUCUGGCUUGAACAUGUGUCUUACACAGCAUAACGUCUGAGAUUGCUGAAAGGUUUCAGUUGUAGGAAACAGGAUUGGAAGAGAUCCAAUGAGCCCAGGAGCAUUGAGUUGUUAGCUCAGAAUUUCUGGUAUAUCUCUUGUGCAGUUUUGUUCUUGGAAUCGCAAUGUUACCCCAUAGCUGGGCCACGGAUGAAGAUCUUCUGCAUCAGAUUAAAACAUCCCUGGAACCUUCAGAAAAUGACAGGGCUCACACCAAUGUCCUUUCCUGCUGGGUAAUCAACCCAGAGCAUCAUAAAUGAAAUGCUGAUUGACUUGAGUUGUCCUAAUGGCAUCUUCAGAUGGCAUCAGAAAUACAAAGCAGGGCUGGUAAAGGCCACGUAUGCUGAUGCACAGUGAGAGGGGUGGAUGGGGGCCUUUUCCAGCUGAGCGCAGACAAUCUGCAAGGAUGCAGCUUUUGCCACCCCUCAUCUCACCAUAGGUCUGUAAAUACAAAUAUGUGAUUCCAUCACACCCCCUGAAAUGAUGAGGCAUAUCACAUAAUAGUGCAUAUUCGUCCUAUAGCCCAUUGCUACGAGCUUUGAGUCUGAUGAUCGAUCCCCUUCCUUCUCAGAGCAGUUCAUGAAAUUAAUGUAAUUGAGGUUUUUUUCCCCCUAAUUAUAACCAAGCAUCACGGAAAUUCACUAAACUGUGGUCAUUCAAGAAAAUUUUUGCUCUAAUAUCAAGCAAGCACAGUUUUGAUACAUAGCAACCAGAUCUGUUAACACAGCCUAAGGUUUUGUUGUCUGGAAAUCCUCUAUUCUAACUAUGACAUCUAGGCUACUUCAGACAAAGAGCUAUUGUUCAGUUCUUCUUGUUGACUUUCUCCAUGCCGUGUUAUUGAAACAGAGAAGACACUUUCUUUUGUAAUGGUUAAGAGGAGCAUGUCUGUUUGCUGGCUGCCUCGGGGAAGCUUUACCUUUCCUGACACUUACCUAACAGCAAGGGGCCAAUGGGGUUCAGUGCUGUCUUCUUAGAAAUAACAGGAAAAAAAUAAGCACAAAAUGCAAAAGCGAUCCCAACCCUUCCUCCAUUCCCCAUUUUUUUUUUUAGCUAUUCCUAGAAAGUCAGAAUGGAAGAGGGAACCACAGCUGUACUUAUAUUUAAAUGCCAAUGCAGGGGCAUGGCCCACAGCACAAGACUUGAGAAGUCGUGCAGGGCAGUCUCGGGUUAAAGCUCUUGCAAUGCAACUUGUUUGCAUCAGCAAACUUGACUUGACUUUCUCUUAAAAACACCUUGAGGAGGUGUUCAAGGACCUACAGUGUAGUGACCUACCUGUAAUAUAUCAGGUAAUGUACAGAAAAACAUGACAGAUGGACACAUCUUAAACCCGUGGGAUUCCAGUUGCAACAGUGGCUUCCUCCAUCAUUUCAUCCUGUUUUGGUCCAGCUGUUCUUCUCUUCAUUUUCUCCACCUUUCAGUUCUGAUGUUGGGUGGUUGCAGUGCUGCUGAGAGGCUGGCAAAGGCUCUCACCUUCCUGAGGCUUUGAGAUCUCCAGCAGGCUUCAAAAUGCAAUGGAAGGGGCGUUUGUCUUGGCUUUGCAAAGGUACUCAACGCCAACGCUGAGCCUCUUUGUGCAGGAGAAGCUGCAGUAAUGUUGGCUACUGCAGAGAUUUUUCUUGAGAACUCAGUGUGUUUCUUAAUGUCUGUUGCAUAAUAAAAACGUAGACAAAGCUUGCACGGCUGGAGGUACUGCAAGAAAGGUAAGAGUUAUAUAUCCCUAAGUCUGUACAGUUGCAUUGCUUCCCAGGCUUUGCUUUUCCCCACGUUUUUAACUCACCGUAGCAGGUAGGGCUGUAACUGCCCAGCCCCCAUCUUGUGACAGUUGGCAGCUGAUGGGCGCGUUGCAUUAGGUGAAAAUAGAAGUGAGGACCCUUCUUGGUAAGUGACAGCAUUUGAUAAUUGAGGAGAUCCCAAAGGAAGGACAGCUGUAGGUUGUAUUCCUGUUUUUUUUGUUUUUUCCUUCCUCUUUUUUUCUUCUCCAAACAGCAAGGCUUUCUAGCUUGUGCUAUAUCUGCUGCUUGUAGACCAUGAUCCUGAGAUGCCAUUACCAUCUUACUGGGCAGCAUUGGAUGUUCUCUGUUUUUCUAAUACUGCCUGGUAAUGAUGAUUGUGGUGUUUCGUGCACAACGUGGAAAAGUUCAACAGCGAAUUUGGAAGCGGAGGUCAGUGGCCAAUAGAUAAACCCAAGUGUGAUUGACUGCCCACAGCUGGGGAGAUUUGACAUAAUUAUGAUGAAAUGCUUCAGGCUAUAGAAUAAGGGGUAAACGCAAAUAUAAGAAGGUCAUCUUCCUGUAGAACUAUGAAAUCAUCUCAGGGUGAGCCUGGGAACAGAAGAUCGUGCAGAAUAUAGAGCACGGCACAUGUUUGAUAUUGCAGUGAUAGAACACAUUCACAUGAAAAUGCAGAGAAAUCGCAUUCAGAGAAAUGCAAGAGCUCUUCUCCAUUUAUAUUCUAUUUACCUUCAAGCCACAUUAGCUUUCCAGAGAACAAAAGCAAACAUUUUGCUGAAAAUUAGCAUUUAAGUCUUCUAGUUUAUAAUUUUCCCUCCAAAUCAAAACGUUUUUCUAAUCUAAACAUAAGAUAAUUUAAGGAACAGACAGCUGAGAUCAACAGCGGAGUUUAGUUUUCCAGCCUUGCUAUUGUCAUUUGCUCUGUCCUUUCCACAUCAGCUCCUCUAGGCCUCUCUCCUCCAGCACAAUGCUCCAAUAGCAAAACCAUUUGUUUUAAAACCUUGAACUUAUAAGUAACAUUUUUAUACAGAUGGGUUUUUUUUAAUGCCAAUUUCUCACUUCUCGGUGAGAAAGUGGGGCUGUUCUUAACUACCAUUCUCCCUACUUAUCUUCAUUAUUUUGGUGGACUAACACUACAGUGUGCUUUAAGGGGGGAUGGACCUGACUCUUGCCCCGUGAGGUUUCUUUCCAUACAUUGAUAAUACUGCUUAAAGUCAUUUAGAAAGAACUAGCUCAGUCUUAAAGGACUUACUGUGGGAACAUUGUGUUCAGUGGUUUACGGAUGCUUUCUGUUUCUUUCUGAGAAUUAAGGCAAUACAGGAAGCUUUACUCCUCCAGUCAUCAGAUAUUGGAGGCACAGCAUGAAAGCUAUCUCCAAGAAGGGAUGUUACUGCUGAUAGGUGCUUUUGUUGGACGUGGGGUGCUGUGGGCAGGUGUGUCAGUGUCCCUGGCAGGUAGGAAGCCCUUGAGAACACAGCAGCCCCACACACACACCCAAGCUCCUUACAGCUCCUGGCGUGCUGUGGUGUUUAGCUCCUAGCACAGAGGGCUGCUUGGUCCGUGAACGCCUAUCAGAGUGCAAAGCCACCCACAUACACACAGCCUGGGUGAGAUGUGCUGUGUGACAGCUUAGAUCUAUGCAAAGCUUGCACAUACUGUGUGAAACACUGCGCCAGGGCCACAAAGACUUGCAGGUACCUUAGGGCUAUGAUAAAUAUGCAUGCAGCAGAGCAGCGUGGCUCAAAGCAGAGCACUCCUGCUAUCGAACCACAGUGCCUGAGAGGUACAGCCAGCUCCAAGGGGACAGGAAAGGAGCAAACCCUGCUGCCUCCCCUGCAUGGAGAGAGGGUCAGCAACAGCCAGAACCCCAGCAUCCCUGCCACACAGGCCUACGACAUAGAGCUCUUAGGCAAGGGAACGCCUCGUGGCUCAGAGCUGGGCUAGAUUUCUGCUACAGCAAACUAGUGGACAAAAUAACAUGAAGCAAAGCAGGCAGCUACCCUUCAUCUUCAUCAUUAGCAUUCAUUACGCUUAACUGCACUACCAACAACUGCACACCUAAGUCUCCUGUCUCCUCCUGUCACUUUGAUUUAAGAUUCAGAGUUGCCUGCAUCCCUUCAAGCCAUACCGUACAAUAAAGUAACAUCAAUGGACUGUAUUGAACACUGGGCCAUCUCUGACAUAUUUUUGUGCCCUUCUUAGUAUUGAUUUGUUUUUACACCAGAUUUCAGUUUGCCAUUUUACCCGAUUGGAAAGACUUGGAGUGCUGGUAUUUCUCUGAAUCAAAGGGGAGACAGGAACGAGGAAACUGAGAAACCAAAGGAAGGAGAUCUUCCUGCUCUUCCACUGUACUGAAAUAGAACCUAAUCUUGUGUUUCUAUUUUAGAUUUUCAGUACAUCAACUUCCUGCACCAUCUUUGUCUCCUGAAAUCCACCACGAGCUUCAAAUUAUCUUUUAGUACCAAACGCCUUCCUUCUGCCCAUCACUUACCUGGUAAAUUAUUGACGUGCCCGGUGAUGUAAGGCAAUCUUUCUCAAGCCACUUUCAUUAGUUUUCACGGACCACUGACGUCCUGAAGAAUGUGGAAUCAUUAAAAUAGAUGCUCCGUUUCUCCAGCUGCUGGACAGACAGUGGUCCUCUGUGGGCAUCUUACUAGACAGUGCUGGAUUUCUUGGAUCUAUUCUAACACUGUCUGGUAACGAUGUUUAAAGGGUGAACCAAACAACACCAUGCAUCAGGAGGAGUUCUCACAGAAAGACACUGUGCCACAAUUUAGGCCGAAUUGGAACAUUUGGCCAAGAGGGUAAGGAUGUUGGUUAUCACAUUAAUGAGUAUUAUUAGACGUAGUACAUGGUUAUGAUCAUAAAUACUCGUGACAAAGAAGCUGCUGGAAACCACCCUGCUAGGUGCUAGGUGCUCCCACCGCAGUAAAGGAGGUGAGAAGCACACCAGCUCUAGCACACAAAUGCACAUCUCCCCAGAGGCACAGCACUGCACAAACCCUCCUAGCAGUGGGGUUAGGGCUGUGGGGUAUUUGCAUGGCCCAGCACUUGUCCGGGGGGCUGAGAGAUUUGCUAGUAGCUAGCCAGGCUUGGCUGUGAGAGGUGCUCAGGGCAGGACUCUGGUGGUAAAGGUCGUUCUUCCCAAUUACAGUUCAAUUACCUCCAUGGCUGAACAGCCUGUGAACUUUCAACCUUCUAACCUGCCCCGACGCAGGCAGCGCUGGCAGCAUAUGGAGCAGGUGGGUUAAUCACUCUAAUCAUCCCAUUAAGAAACAAAGCAAUUUAACCCAGGCAAGGAACAAGGACUGAAUGCUUACCCUGCUCUACCUAACCAAGCAGAAGGAUGGGAACAUACCAGCCUCCCAGCCAAUGUGAGUUAAUGGUACUGCAAGAACAAGUGCUGAUGUGCAGCUUUGCAUCUCUGCUUGGGUCCUGCCUUGGCACCCAUAGCUGUACCAGUAUGAUGGGGCAACUAGACUGGGGCCACUCAUAAAUGACAUUCAGACUGCAUGCAACACAGAGAGAAGGUCAGCCUGAAGUCUGGAGCUGCCUGGACCUUAGGAUCGUAUCCCAGUUCCAUUCCACAUUUAAAGCACUGAUUUCCUUUGGAAAAGGAUUAUCUAGAGUAGUAUUGUUAACAAACCAGUAACUUUGAUAUAAUUCAAAUCCGGAUGAAAAUUUGGGCAUGGCCUACCUCCAGAGAAUAAGAAUUCACAUCAGGACUCAUUAACAGGCCACUGUAUGAGCUGAGACUCACCCUUUCACAAGGAUCGUCGGUGCCUUUCAAGUUUUGGGGUUCCUGGGGACCCGCUCUGGUUUGGGAUGGUGCACAGACCUCAUGCUGGUUGCUCAGAACUGCACCCAUUGUUUUUCAGCUCCCUUCUGUAAGAAACGUAGGGCAACGUUACACACAGGCUUGGGCCAUGCUUCUCUCUACAGCUCUUUACAUAGGCUCACAGGACUGCUCUGUGCUGGAAUCACAGCACUAAAACCUUUUCCUCAUCCUCAGCUUAGUGCUAAUCCCUUCCCUCCCUCCUGGAUAAAACAGGUACAGCAGCCCAGAGGCAUGCAAGCAAAAAAUUCUCUAUGCCUUUCAACCCUGUCCAGUAGGAUGCCAUACCAAAACUGCCGUGUAAUACAGGAACAGCAGAAAAACAAACCAAAGGCAGCUCCCACAGAGGUGCUCUUGCCCUUGCACAUUGCAGUUCCCAGGAAAACGAGAGCAGGAGGGAGCAGAGGAGCAUUCUUUGGUGAUUAGCCUCUGUGUGACUUAUUAACUGGCCCACAAGGGACUGAGGAAAUGGUGUGAAAUUUGAGUGAUUCUGCAAAUUGGCUUUUAACAAGCAUUUAAAUGAGAUGAAUUGGAGCACGCACCCAACUCCCAUCCAUCUUCUCUUCUUAAAACUCAAUAUGGAUGCUAACCUUGGAUGGAUUAAAAAAAAAAGAAGAUAACAAUAAUUGGGCAUCCCUGGCAUGCUCAGGGAUGUCACCUUAAGUUAAUAACAAAGGAAUGGAACCAAGGAAAUUCCCCUGCCCUCCCCCAGGCUGAUUUAUGCCUAGGAAAGCGUCCACUCAGCCUUAUCUAGGCAAGAACAGUGAGUCAUGGGAGUCAGGAGCAACCCAGCGAAAUCCCCUCGGCCUCAAUAUCUUCCCCUCCCUCCCCUUCUCCCACCAAUGUUCAGCUUGCUUAGCUCAGUUCCACAGCAGAGCAAUUCCAAGGGCAGUCCUGAUGCUCACUGCGGUAGAAGAGCUAAGACCCGGCCUGCAUUAGGCUUAACUCUGCCUGGGGGUUUAAUAUCGAUGAGAGCACAGCUGUGGGGUGCAGCUGAACCACAUCUGCAUCCCUGCUGGGCGAUGGAGCUGCAGGACACGGGGAAGGUGAGCGCUGCACAGCAACGUGGACACGGAGGAUGGAGCCGGUGCCCGGGCUCUGCAAUGGCCUCUGUGCCACCCAAGAGGAAGAGGAACUCCAGAGCCACGCGACAGGGACAUCACCAACAGCAGGCACGAUCCUUAUCAGCUGACAGAGGUAAACCCCGUGAAAAUCUCUCUCCUACCUCUGAAGCGGAGCUUGACAGAGCCAGGCCUUGUGAGAGCAGAAUGUGUGGUAAGGCACACCCACAAGGAAAGCAUCCAGAGGAGCUGAUACGAGAAGUGCCAAUGGCAUCAGGACCAUAUUUUUAUAUCAGUGGAUCUAACGGAGCAGGACUUGUGAGCAUCUAUUGCCAGAGCAGAGGCUGGCAGCGUAUCUAUGACAACAGAAGACAGGAUUACGCACUGAAAUGGUGUGAGAUCAAGUGCCGAGAGACCUAUUACCAUUUCAAAGAAGGCGAACAGCUGCUCUACCAGAUUCCCAACAACAGCAUCCUCACCAGCAAGACUGGGCUUUUAUCCUGCCUGCGAGAGCAAGAGCGAGUGAUGAAAAAGAUCAACAGGAGCUCUAAUCCCAAGCUGCUGAAGAUGGAAGAAUUCUUCCCAGAAUCUUUUCGCUUGGACUUAAAAGAAGAGAGAAAUGCCUUUUUUGAGCAUUGCAAAGAAGAAGAGAUUUGGAUCUGCAAACCCAGUUGCUCUAACCAAGGGCGAGGAAUUUUCCUGCUGAAAAAUCCCAGUGCUGUCACCACCCUACAAGCCAAGCUCUACAGCUCCGAGAGAGACCUACCCAGUAAGAGGGUGCCUUGCGGGGCUCCCCAGACAAGAAUAGUGCAAAGGUACAUUGACCAACCUCUGCUCCUGGAAGGGAAGAAGUUUGACGUCCGGUCCUACCUCCUCAUUGCCUGCACAGCACCAUAUGUGUUAUUUUUUGCCCAGGGCUACGUCCGGCUGACCUGCAGCAAUUAUGAUGCCACAUCUGAUGAUCUGACUGUUCAUCUCACCAACCAGUACAUGCAGAAGAAGAACUCCCUCUACAGCCAGCUGAAGGAUGAGACAGUUUGGGGAAUGGAGCACUUCAACAGCUACAUUAAUGAGAAGUUUGGGAAAACCAAUAGCCUCCCACAGGACUGGGUUUUCACUGUGUUUACUAAGAGGAUGAAGCAGAUCAUGUUGCAGUGCUUCCUGGCAGCCAAGCACAAACUGGAUCGUAAACUGGGCUACUUUGAUCUCAUUGGCUGCGACUUUUUGAUUGAUGAAAACUUUAAGGUCUGGCUUCUGGAGAUGAAUGCAAACCCUGCAUUGCACACCAACUGCAAAGUCUUGAGAGACAUCAUCCCCAGCAUCAUCUAUGAGAGCCUCGAUCUGGUCCUCGAGAUCUUCACCAAGUGCCUCAAGGGGCAGAGCGUGCUGCCUUUGAAGACACUCUGCCACUUUGUGCUUCUCUACAACGAGGAUGCUGCAGACCUGGGCCAGAAGCAACCCUGGAAGCUCAGCACCAGGUUGUGCACAGGACGGUACCUGAGGCCGCACACAGACAGCACCGGGCACAUCAGGUACAGCCCUGCCAAAGCUGCAGGCCUGCCCCCAAGGAGCUCAGCUGUUCCAGAAGAAAGGGUGCCUUGCUGCCUGCAAAGGGCUGUAGGCAAGCUGUCCUAACCACACCACGCGUGCAACAGUUUGAUCACCACAGAUAACCACAUUGAGUCACAGAGCAAGAGGGUUUUCACAACUUCACAGAGACAGAAAGAAAAUAAAAGUUAAGCUUUACGUGCAA
Molecule: messenger RNA, 15625 nt
Organism: Gallus gallus (chicken)
Lineage: Eukaryota; Metazoa; Chordata; Aves; Galliformes; Phasianidae
Gene: TTLL10
Product: tubulin tyrosine ligase like 10
Exons: 16
Coding region: 13582-15507 (641 amino acids)
Biological process (GO): protein modification process
Source: RefSeq, a predicted model, not a curated record